AUGAUAGAUUUUAAAACGUACUCUAGUUGUCAGGACACACUGGUGGAUUGGUGUAGGGGGGAAGGUUUAGAAGUACAGCAUGCUAUUCUCUUGGUAGGGGUCCCAGAGGAUCUUGCCAUCGGUCAAAUUGAGGAGGUUAUGCAUUCGGUGCGUUGCUGGGGCCGAGUGCGGGUAAGGGGCCGGUCAUUUAAUAAGGAGACACAAAGUUUAAUGGUACUUUGUGAAUGCAGAGAGGUCAUUGAUAUUGAUCGUGUACCACCAAAGGUAAUUCCACCAGACGGGUUUGAGCCUUGGAUAGUGGUAUGUGCUAUGGCAAUGGCCAAAGCUCCUGAUGAUUUUACCCAGAAACUAAAUAAACUGCUCCAAGAUGAGGGUAGAACCCUGGAAGACCUCCAGUGUUUGUACAAACCUGUUAGUUCACAACAGGACACAUCUGACCCUGCUCUACAUAAGCUGACUGAAUUGUUGAAUCAGACUAGAGGUAUCCAGAUUGAGGGGCACAGUUUUCGCAGGCUGAGAACAUUCUCAGGGAUUGUUCCCACACUUCUAAGGGAGGAAACAUUAGAUCUUUGGUUAGAACACGCUUAUAUGAUGAUAGAAGAAAGUAAAUGUUCUGAGCGAGAAAAGCGGAGGCGGAUAAUGGAAAGUUUAAAGGGUCCCGCACUUGAAAUAGUAAAGGCUGUGAAGUGUAGUAACCCCACUGCCAGCCCUGACGAUUAUCUCAAUGCCCUUAAUAGUGCGUUUGGUACUACUGAGUCUGGGGAGGACCUAUAUUUCGCCUUUAGACUUUUGCAACAAAGUCCAGGUGAAAAGUUGUCUGACUUUCUAAGGCGUUUAGAACAAGCUCUGACUAAAGUAGUAAAAAAGGGGGGUCUUCCAGCCACAGGUAGGGACAGAGCCCGUGUUGACCAGCUUUUGAGAGGGGCAGUGAAUUCAGAUCUAAUGCUAGUACAACUUAGACUACGUGAGCGAAGACAGAGCCCACCCAGUUUUUUAGACUUACUUAGUGAGAUAUGCAUUGAGGAAGACAAUCUCGGCAGAAAGUUAAUGCCACAGUGCAUCAGGUACAGGCUAGGGGAAAGGUUGAGACUAAGGACCCAGAGGUUCAAUGUUUGA
Messenger RNA from Trichomycterus rosablanca, 1116 nucleotides. RefSeq names its product paraneoplastic antigen Ma1 homolog. Lineage: Eukaryota; Metazoa; Chordata; Actinopteri; Siluriformes; Trichomycteridae. The coding region runs from base 1 to 1116 and encodes 371 amino acids. The transcript has a single exon. The record is from RefSeq and is a predicted model, not a curated record.